Molecule: messenger RNA, 1451 nt
Organism: Brienomyrus brachyistius
Lineage: Eukaryota; Metazoa; Chordata; Actinopteri; Osteoglossiformes; Mormyridae
Product: transcription factor HES-3-like
Exons: 4
Coding region: 522-1166 (214 amino acids)
Biological process (GO): anterior/posterior pattern specification; regulation of transcription by RNA polymerase II; regulation of neurogenesis
Cellular component (GO): nucleus
Molecular function (GO): protein dimerization activity; DNA-binding transcription factor activity, RNA polymerase II-specific; RNA polymerase II cis-regulatory region sequence-specific DNA binding
Source: RefSeq, a predicted model, not a curated record
GCCAAGCCAUUUACUUCGCUAUCGACUCCCUUUAUGCACUGAUUUUUACGCUUUUCUGUCCCACCUCACACGUCGGGACAGAAACCGUGGCCGAAUCUUUAAGGGGGCGCAAUAAAACGGCAAUAAUUGCUGCGAAGAGUCAAAGUGAGUUAAUAAAGUUCAUAAUUAGUGAGUGAUGUUCUUAUAUUAGGCUAAAUACAAAUGCUUAUUUAUUACUGUGCUAGACUGUUAGUGCACUUUAUUAUUUAAUCAUAUACCCAAAAUCAUAAAAAAUACACUACUUAGACUGUGACGUGCUAGAUGACAUUUUUGAAAAUCAUUUUUACAUUGGACUCAAAGUGGACGAGACUCAUACGGCUGACGUGAGUGUCAUUGCCUUUGCUCUGUCCAUUCGGCGGAGUGCGGGGAAGCCAAAGCAUUCACAUGUUAAACAGGACCGACUAUAAAUUGUGGCGCUCUGCCGAAUUUCCUCACUGGCUGUUUCGGGACCAAACGCGAAGGAAAUUUCAUAAACUCUGAAGAUGGUCGCAGUUUCUGAUCAUUCACCCAAGGCGCUUAACAACGGGAGAAAGGUUUCAAAACCGUUAAUGGAGAAGAAGAGAAGGGCUCGUAUUAACGAAUGUCUGGACGAACUUAAACUGCUGAUGGAAACCUACUACACUAAUUACAUUCGGAAACGAAAACUGGAAAAAGCGGACAUUUUAGAAAUGACGGUAAAACAUCUACGAAAUCUCCAAAAAACUCAACGAGGUCGAUUCAUGGAUUCUAAGUGCGUUGAGUACCAAGAAGGCUUUAAAAGUUGUUUGAACGGGGUGCACGAGUUCCUGCUGACGGCCGAUAACUCUAACGGUGUGCUGCGUUUUAAUGUCCUGAGACAUCUUUCGGACCGCCUGUCCGGACUGCCUUCGUGGUCCAGCACCGCAGACAACGACGAGAAUCACCGCAUGUCCUCUACUGAGCCACACCCAUGGACCCCAGUGCCAGUAACAGCCAGGGACUGUAACAUUAGCCUUUUAGGUGACCCGCGAUCGGCUGAAAUAAGAGUUCAAAGUAAAAAUCAGCGACAUCUUCCAUGUUCCCGAAAUGAGACGCAUGCGCCCGGUUUCUUGAAUUUGCAAAAGGAGCAUCGCCCUGCCGCGUCCCAAUGUUAUUGGCGUCCUUGGUGAAACCCUGAAUGCCUUAAAUAUAGCCUAUGGUGAAUAUUGGUUAAGUGCAUGGUAGAAAAAGGGAGAACUGAGACACUUAUAUGUUUGAUACGCGGUAUCUUUACACCUAUGUGUUCUGCUUAAGCUCAAUUCUUGAGCUUUCAGUAAUACUUUUAUGUUUUAAUAUUUAUAAUUAGGAUAAUAUUUUUUGAGUGAGAAAGUACAUUUUCAAAAUGUCAGUAUCCACCGUAUAGUUUAACCAGCCCUUUAGCAGCCAGCCCUACUUUACUUGUAUUACAAUAGUUA